This is a messenger RNA of Drosophila serrata, 10464 nucleotides long. RefSeq names its product heterochromatin protein Su(var)2-HP2 (gene Su(var)2-HP2). The record is from RefSeq and is a predicted model, not a curated record. Lineage: Eukaryota; Metazoa; Arthropoda; Insecta; Diptera; Drosophilidae.
AAACAAUAAACCAAGUGAAUUAGUAAAUAAAUAAAAAAGAAGAGAUAAGAAAAGAUCCAAACAAUCUGUCAAUACUUCACAGUAGUUAACGCGUUGUUUAAAUCCAUUAAACCAUUUUCACCACUGACAGCUGCACACACCAAAGCCCGGGAAAACGCGUCGCCGUUUUUGCCGAAUUGCACUACGUUCACGUUACAGCGUUUUUGCUUUUAAGGAUUUUUUUCGGUAAAAAAGGAAGCAAACGGCGGCUUGGGCACGCUUAAUAAGAAUUUUCGAAUCGUCUCGACUCCGGAAUUAGUUUUGCAUUGUUCGCCCAACUUUUAUUGAUGAGAGUGAGACGCAGCGCAGGGAGUACUUUCGGGACGACGCACAUGAAAAGUAUAACAUGGAAGACAUAGAAUAUCUCGACGAGUACAAAGACUUGGUGCUGCCAGGAAUAAAAAUCGGCGAUGUGCGGCAGUCUGGCGGCGCCCGGCGGCGUCGAAUUUCGUCAGACUCUAGCAACUCGUCUUCCCUCGAUGCGGACAUCUUCCAAAAGCUGUUUCUAGACAAGUCCGUGGACGACGAACUGCUUAAUCUCCACGAAGGCACAGGCUCUAAGUCACACAGCAGGCGUCACCGUUCCCCUUCCUCCAGCGAUGACUCCAAUGACGCUCUGGACGCACUGUUCAACCGGAAGCUCAAAACGAAGCCAACCAAGCGUCGGGAACGCUUCUCGUCGUUUGAUUCCGUGGACGACUUGGGCCAAGCACUAAUGCGUUCAACCCAGCGAUUGACUGUACCCAAGUCCAGCACUUCGCAGGCGAGAGCGAGAAAGUCACACAGUGAUGCUUUAUACAGGAGCAGCAGCAGCAGCAACAGCAGCGACCGCGGAAAGUCAUCCAACAGAAGGUCGAAGCCGGCGGUGGCCUCGUCGUCCGGCAAGGGUGCCGCUGCUGCUGUUUCUAGUCUUACUGGAAAGUACAAGAAUCCGAGCAAGCCGAACUCUGUGAACGGGAGUAGCAACGCCGGUAAGGGAAAGGCGGUAACCAUCUUGAAGGCCCAGAAGACAGACCUGAAGCCGCCAAAGCAUGAGCCAAAAACGGACCCCUUAAAUCUUACAGAGUUCUUUGAGGAUACCGACAGCGAUUCGUCGUACACAUACGAGUCUGACUUCUUCGACGAUCACGACUCUGCGGAUGAUGACGCCGAGCCUGUCAUUGACAUAUCAACGGACACGAGCCGGACCACGUCGGUGGCGGACACUGUGACACCUGUUGUUUCCGACGACGAUGGCCAGGAGCCGCAGCGGGAGCAGGAUGAGGAGAAUGAGCAGAAUGGGCAGAAAGAGAGGAGUCAGUCGUCGAUAUUGAACAGCGUCAGUGAGCGCUUGCAGUCCUAUUUGAAUAAUCUCAGUUGCGCUGAGGCGCCACCGAUUUAUAAGAAACAGAGUUUUGCUAAAAAAUCCCGUUCCUCCGAAAAGAAACCAUCUUCCUCCGAACAGGUUAAGCAUGCAAAAGAGCGAUCAGCGGCCAGUGGCAAAGUGCAGGAGGAGAAGGAAAAGGAGCGCGACCAGGAUCGUGAGUCAACAAAGGCCAGCGGCAGCUCACACUCCUCACCUACUAAAUCUGCAGGGCGCAGCACAAACUCCUUGGAGGAAAAAUCCAGUGCCAGUGCCAGUCGAAAAUUGUUUGAAGUGGAUGAUGGCCUUACUUUAGAGACGCUGCAGCGUAUGACUCAGGACCUGGCUGAGCAGAUAUUGGAGAUCGAUGUAGAACGCUCGGUCGAGUAUCAAAAGCGCUCCGGCUCUAAGCAUCGCAGCAGAUCUAGGUCCAAAAUCUCUGGGGAGCCGGGAACCGCCUCCAAUAUGGUAUCUGGUCACGUCCGCAAGCUCACUUACUCCAGCGAACGGCUUGACAAUGGCUGCGAACCAUUUGGCACCGAAUUGCGAAGGUCAAAGAGUGAGUCAGCAUUUCCGAAGCGUGGAAGCUCCAAAGGAGAAAAGGAGCGGAAGACGCGAGCUGCGACUACGGAGGAUAAUGUGCUCAGUAGUGCCAAGGAAGGAGACGGAGAAGUCCAAGUGCCGGUCAAGAAAAAACGAGGCAGACCCCGUAAAAAUCAAUACAAUCCGAAGACACUGGAAAAUGCAAAAAGCACAGAAAGUGUUCUGGAACUGGCCAAAGAUCAGGAGGUUUCAGUGGAAAAGAGCGCAUUAGAAGCAAUCAAGAAGCAGGAUUUGCAGGGACAGCAGGAGGCUGUAUUAAAUUCAGAGUUAGAGAAAGCCAAAGAGUUUGCAGGAUUUGCACCCAAAGACGAUAUUAGAAAGUCAUUAUGCCACCAAGAAACGGAUCUCAAAAGUGCCCUAGACAAGAACUCUGCCUCAGAUGAAGAAGCUGCUCGGAAUCUCAAAAAGGAACCACACCCUAUAGUGGACACAUCAACCGAAUCGUUUGACACCGCUAUGGAUACCGGCGAAAUAACCGAAAGUGUAACCCGGCUUAAAAAACCAGACAAUAACGAGACUCAACCACAACCAGAGAAAACUCAGGACGAUCAUAGCAAUGAUGCUAUGGCCAUAAAGUACCUGGAGGAAAUAGAAAAUGCUAUUGAAACUGCGGGGGAAAUUGCGAUGACGCCCGAACUCGCCGAUGCUUUGGAUGCCUCUGCCAAUGUGCAGGCUACGCCAGUAGCAGGACAUAUUCUGGAGGAGAGUGAUUCUCAGCUAGCUGAGGAUAUUAAAUUGGCGGAAGAGAUCUUAGCUGCUGAAGUGGGCAAAGGCAUUGAAGUCUCUGAGGCUGACACGGCAACAGUAGUUGGCGAUCAAAAUCCUGUAAUUGAUAUUGUCAAGGAAUUGGAGCAGGAGACUAUAACGGAGGUUGUUGGUAGCUCUGAAGAGCCAUCUUCACCUAAAGAACUAUACGAAACUAGGGAGAAAUCCCCAAUUAAAGAGAAAUCUCCAGCUAAAUGUCAAUCCCCAGAUAAAUGUCAAUCCCCAGCUAAAGGACAAUCCCCAGCUAAAACACAAUUCCCAGCUAAAGAACAAUCUCUUGCUAAGGGACUUUUCACUGUGAAGCAAUCCCCGUUUAAGAGUCAAUCUCCAGCUAAAGGCGCCCGUAAAUGUCCACCUACAAAUGAUGAACAGUCUUUGGAAAAAUCGCAACCGACAGCUACCGGAUAUGCCGAAGUUCAAGGAUCCUUCAUUGAUCAAGACAAUCCGGAAACAGAGGUGAAAUCUCCUGUUAUUGAGGGUCAGGUAUCCAAAAAAGAGUCUUUGACAGAUACCGAAAAUCCCUCGAGAUUCGAUACUCCAACUAAGAAGUCAAAUCCCUCCUCACCAGCUAAAUUUAAGGAUUUGGAAGAAGCUAUGGGAAGUUCGGCUGCCCGCAGAACUCUUCGAUCGGAUAAACCAGAAUCAAAAGAGGAAACCCCGGAGACCACUCCAAUUAAGCACACAUCACGCAAGAGCCGUGGCAAACUGUCCCUAAAAAGUGAACUUACUCUACUCAAAGAUGAUUCAAGGCGUAGCAGUCCAAGGUUAGGAAGGUCGCCAGCUGAAAGCCAUUCCUCCCAGGAACGCUCCAAGUUGGCAAACGAAAUUUCCAUUAAGGAGAAUAAAUCGACUACAGUUGAGAUUGAGCCGAAGGAUGAGAUUGUGGUGGAAGCCAGCAACCCAGUGAUAGAUGUACCAAUGACAGAUAGUACAGUUUUGGCUGAAGAAAAGCCAAGUUCUGAUGAGACUGAUGAGAAUAAGGGGAAGCCCUUAAAGAAAAGAGGCAAAAAUAAGAAAGUUAUAGCCAAACCUACCGAAGAAUUUCCACAGACUUCUAAAUUAAUUAACGAGCAACCGGGAUCCACGGAACCAGAGCAAAAGAAUGAGCCAGUAGAUAAUGAAGCUGAUAAUACUUCGGAGUUGCCCGCAGACCAAUCAAAAGUAAGCGAAUCCCAAGUGGAAAAUUCUGACUCGGAAAAAAUUGAUCAAAAACCGUCCAGUUCAAGAAAGUCUAGGUCUCGCAGAUCGCGGUGGGAACUAGACAAACUGGAAAGCAAUUCUGCCACCGAAAGUUCAGAAGUCGAAAGGGAGAAAAUUCAAUUGAGGACGAGCAGGAGGGGAAGCGAUUCCGCAAGCAAAAGGGAACCAAGUAAAGUCAGCCGCGGAGAAACGGAGUCAUCACCAACUCCUGCCAACCCUCAUUCCUCCAGGGGCAGAAGAAAGACACCAUCCAAAUAUGAUAAAGCUGAAGAGAAGGAAAGUUCUAAGGACAGAAGUAUCAAAUCUAAAAGUGAGACUUCCUUACGGGGAAAAAAUCGUAAGGGUAAAUUUGUGAGCGACAUUCGAGUGGACGACAGCUCAGAUCAAACAGAAACGGAGCCUGAAAAGCAAUUGACAAAAUCCAGGUCAAGAAAAAUGAAUCCGACGACGGAUAGUAAAGCAGUUUCCAACAGCGAUGAUCAGGAUCCUAUUGCAAAAGUAAAGCCAACAAAAGGUAAAAGCAAAGGAGAUAACAAACCCAAAGAGAACAUCAACACUAAAUCUGGUGAAGAUGUGAAUGUUGAAACGGUAACCAUUGAACCUAUGUCCUCCGGUAAAAUGUUGCCGCUAUCCCCUUCUAAGGCUGAGACGGCUGAAGUAAAAGAUAAAGCCAGCGUGUCAGGAGUUAAACGUAGAGGGACUAGAAAACGCAGGCAAGCUGUUUCCGUUGACGACUCUGAAUACGAACAAAUAGAUUCGCCCUCCGAAACGGUACCAUUGUCCACCAUUCUGGAUGGCGCCGGAACCGCGGCGAAAACACCAAUAAAAGCAGGAGACAGAAACAAAUCGCCAACCUCAAAAAGCGAAAAGAUGCUGGAAACAGAGCCUAUACCACCACCGACUACUAGUGAGGAAUCUGGAAAAGAAGCGGUAGCCUCUGGAGCCCAGGGAAAAUCAAAGAAAAACAAACGUAAAGCUACAGCACCGAUCUCAGCUUCAGCCACAGUCUCUAAAGAAUCAGUUCCGAUAACAACUCCAUUGGAACCUACCUCUCAAAAUCCAGCGACAGUGGAAUCUGCCCAAACGGAUGCAAAAAACACUAGCCUCCAUAGUCCUUCAAAACUCAAAGAUAAUGCCUCCGCAGAGGCUAGUGAAUCAAAAGUCAUGCCAAAGACUCCCAGUACUUCACUGUACUGUCGCAAGCUUCGUGUUCUGGUUAAAAGAACUCCUACUACCAAUUUGAUCAGUAAAGGUUCAUUUGUCGGCCGAAAGGGGACUUCAAAUAAGCGAAAGAAUUUAAAUAAGAUGCUAGAGAGCAUAGAAGAAGGUACAGUCUCUGAUCUGGUCGUUACUCAAAAUAUGCCUAACUCGAAGUCCCAGCCAGUCUGCGAAUCUGAUUCCGUGCCCGAUCCUGUUGAAGGAAGAGUUUCUAAGGAAGCAACAGACGAAUCGACAUGCGACGUUUUAAACAAUAUUCCUAAUAAAGCGAUGGAUGAUGUUAUAGAAGAAGUUCCUAUGAAGACAGCGCCAAAAAAAGUGAUUGAAAUUCUGGAGAACCUAGAAAAUAUAUCUCAGGAGCAAGAUAUUGACAAACCCGAUGAAACAGUCUCUGAGAAUUCUACUGACAAUGCCACAACUACAGACGCUUCUGUUGUGCAGAACAACGAGAACGAAACCCAUAAUCCAUCAGGCACGGAUGAACUGUUAAAAGAGGAUAUCCCUAGGAAGGAAAGCCACGAAGAGCAGGAAAUCCACGAAAAGGAGGAAGCCCACGAAGUGGAGGAAGCUUGUCAAGUCGAGGAUACUUCUAAAGGCAAAGAAACUCUUGAAGACGGGGAAACAUCCAUAGAUGUGGAAACUCACUUGGACGAGGAAACUCUUAACGAUGAAGAAGCCCCUGGAGAUGAAUGCGCAAAAGAAGAUUUAGAACCUUCAGAAGAACCGCUUACGGAGAACAGCACAGAUCCAGACUCAUUAGCCAAGGAGAUCCCCACCGACGAACCCGAAAAUUCUCCAGCUGAAUCCUCUGCAAGCCCAACUCCUGAUCCACAGGAAACAGAAACAACAGGUGUCACCGUCGUCGCCCCCGAAGCCAGCACAAGCAGCAGGGUGAAGCGCAGUAUGCGCAAGCGGGAAGCGGAUUCCACAGAGCCAGAUGACGCUGCCAAACUAAAGCUGAGCAUUGCGGCGAAGUCGAGCGUUGAGAAAAGAAGGGAACUUCUUAAAAAUGCACGCCGCCGUUAUCAAGCGGGAGAAAAGGACCAUCCAGCCCUCAAACGCGCGAAAACUGCUCCUGCGGUUUCGAAGCCCAGUGAGAGGGGCAAGAAAAUAUCUAUGAUAGGCAAUGAAACCAUCAUGACUCCAUUAAAUGAAAUAAGAAGUGAGCAGCCCCAGACAUCGCAAGCGGCAAAGAGGACUGGUGCCGCAGCGAAAGGACCCAACUACGCGGAGAUCACGAAAACUGUUAACAUACCAGGCAAAAAACCGGUCGAUAACAAGCCACUAGUAAGCCCGACAAAGAGGCCUUUGGUACAGACCUUGCUGAGUUCCACUCUCAAUCUCCGUAAGCCCUUGCCGGAAGAGAGUUCGACUUCGGCUUCGACUCAGAAUUCGGCAUCGGGUUCGGGUGUUCCAGGCAGAAAGUCUCUGGCCAAGGCUGAAGUCGAGGGGAGCAAGGCCAAGAGCCAGCUGACCCUCAACAGCUCCCUUGUACUUACAAAGAAAACCGUGCUGCCAGCCAGUAAGAAAAAUGAAUCUCCCACCAAAGAAGAUAAAUCGGCGUCGAUAUCUCACAGAAAGGUGAAUAUAUCGGUUUCACUGGUACCUUCGAAGGACAAUUUAGCAAAUACUUCCUUGAAUAAAUCUCUGGAGACAUCACCAGUUUUGCCCCGAAAAGUACAGUUGGUGGAGACACAAAAGACCUCCCGAAAAUCCGAGGCCAAAAAGAAGGAUGACCAACAGGGGCCGGAACCAGAGACUCCAACUUUAUUGUCCAUGGAUAAAAACAAACCGAAAGUGAUUCCAAAAUCGGCAUUGGCUGUUGACAAUUCAGCAAAGAAAAUUGAUUCUCCAGCUGUGCCUGCCAGAAAGUCGAUCCAAGUGGAGACGCCAAAGAAGACAGAAACCAGAAAGUCGGAGGGUCAAUCAUCGAACUCUCGCAAGGCUCCACUAAAAGCGGAUGGUUCCAGGAAAAUUGAGACCCGAAAAUCUGAGGGAACUUCACUUACUCGAAAGGUGCUGGGAAGUGUGGUUAAGGAAUCAGAGCCCCAAAAAUCUGCAGAAAUUGCCAAGUCCUUGGAAUCUGCGGAUGCUCCAGUCGCCGAGGAAGUAGCAGUGGUCAAGGGUCGCGAGACAGCAAAUAAAGCCAUAGGGGAGCAGAGCAAAGAGUCUAGUGCCACACCUCGCAUGGAGAAACCUACAGUGGCCGUGACUCCGCGCACCGUAAACCUUGCCAAGUCGAUGCACAUGACCCGAGCUGCCAGCAGCAGCAGAUCCCUGGCUCCAACACCAAUUCCUAAGAAAGAAGAACAACGGACUGCUUCCAAAGAAAGUCUGUCUUUAUCAUCAACUCAAACGCGACCAGAGCCCACACGGUCAUUGGGACAGGUAAGGCGUAAAAAAGGGCGAUUCGCGCGAGCACCUGCUCCAAAAAGAAAGGCUGUUGAUGCAGCGGAAGCGAGCGAUUCUAAGCGAGCCAAAGAGGAGCAACAGCAGUUACAAGAAGGUCCUGACCAGGAAAGUCGGUUCAUGGCAUUUCCAGUGAAGAUAACAGCUGCCGGUUUGGCUAAGCAAGUAGAUCCACUAACAAGCUCAAAGCCAGCUUCCCAAAAACAAGCCGUGCCGAACCCACCAGUCCAGGAAGUAAAGCAUCGCAAACUUCGCAUUAAAAUCAAUCGGCAUGUUGUCACCCAAUGGCUGAAGGACCAACGGGCCAAGAAGCAGGCAUUGCCUCGAGAAGCACCUGCGCCUGCAGACGAUGUGGCUUCUGACACAGAGUCGGCGGCGGAAUCAAUGACAGGAUCGAUCAAUUGUUCUCGUACAGAACCGCCAACAGCUGUUUUGAUGCGUCCAGUACCCCCAUUGGUGCCGAUUCAAGGUCUUGUGGUCCCUCGGGUUGUUGCAGAAGAAGCUGCAGACCAAACAAUUCUUGAAGAGGAUUCGGUAACCUCUGCUCCGAUACCACCUGAUCCUGAACCUCCUGCUCCUGUACUACUGGCUCCUGUACCAACUGCUCCGGCAUCACCUCCUCAGGCACCACCUGCUUCGGUACCUCCUUCCCUUUCUGCACCCGUGCCAGCUACGAUAGCAGUAAAAACACCGGAUAUUCCCCCGAUGGCUGAAGCAAAAGAGCCUGACGAAGUGAAUGAUUUGGAGAAUGCCAGGAGGCUUACCGCUUUAAGGAACGUUCAGAUGAAUACCACCCUACCAAUGCCACUACCAGUACCCAUCGCAGUGGCGGAAGUGAAAUCAGAGCCAGAAGAUGAUCCGCCGCAGCCCAUGGAAGUGGAUUUUCAAGAGGCACAGCCCCAAGUUAUUGCACCUGCACCUAUACCGCAAGCACCACUGUUCGCAGAGAGUACACCGACGGUGGCCGCCUCCUCACGCCAAGUCAUCAGUGUCAUAAGUGCCCCUAGUCCUGUCGACCGUCCUGCUCCAAUUGAUAUUCCAUCGGCAAGCGCCCCCGGCAGUAACGCAAACUCGUUUGGCCACACUAAGAUGUUUUCGUUCCUUUACCCGAAUCGCCAUUCUGGAAAUUACGGCGAAGUGGGCCUCGAUUUUUGCUGCCCCAAUCUGGAGGGACCAAUGGCGGCCAUUGAUCCGACGCGCCUUCAUGCCAAGGUCGAGGCGCCAGUACUGGAAAUGCCGCAGUUUCUAGUCAUCACUACAAAGUUCAUCUCCAAGGCGGACAAGAAUAUCCCGAAUAAGGUACGAGCGAAGCUGGAGCUGCUGGGCAAAGAUAAGGAGCUAAGUUCCAGUGAUCCUCCGGCUUUGACUGCUUCGGCAUUGUCCGAUCCGACACCGCAGAGUGUGCCUUCAGCUCCUCCCCCUCAACAGAGCUUGCCGCUUCCAUCUGCCCCACCAACUGCAGCAUCCUCCAGUACACAUACACCUGUUCCUGCGUCAUCCAUCGACUCGCUGACCAAGCAGUUGCCCCGCGGAACAACACUGACCAAGAAGGUUCAUCCUCCUGGGGCAUCAGGACCACCAACGGCCAGCGACUCAAUAGCGGCUAGUCUGCCGCUGUCACUCAUCCAAUUGCCGUCACUCUGCCCAACGGACCAGCAGCGAACAGAGCUACAGGCGAAGGUUCAGGUGUUUGAUUUGGUUCUUCAAGCUCUUAGUCGGCGAGUAGCCAAUUUAACGGUUGCCGAGCGACAGCGCACCAUCGAGGAAAUUGUGACAACCAGCACCUUAAUGCCAAUCGAUGUAGAUGUGGGCACCAAACUGCUGGAGAACUAUGUGCACUACCUGAACAAGGCCACCAGCAGCACUCCAGUGCCUUCAAUCCCGCCAGAGGUUCGAGCAAGAUCCGGGAUUUCUCCAGCAACUCCCAUUGUGGCCCAGAUCCCACCAAGCGUCGCAACCAGCAGCAAUCCAUCAUUAUCUCAAAACAUCGUGAGCUCUGGGACACCCACUGCCUCGCCGCAACCAGACACAAGAGUGAUCAAAAAGCCCGUGUUUGAUGUGCAAAAGAAUAUCAUUGGUUUCAAGUCCGUCACAUCCCCGAAUGUUAAAUCCGCUGUUUCGACUCCCGGACGAAAUGUAGCUCCUGGUCCUGCUCCCCCGCCCACCAGCACUCCGCUGGCUGCAUCUACAUCGUCAGCGGCUGCGGCUGCGAGCGCAGGAUCUCGAUUUGUGGAAAUGGACAGAAAAUCCGUAAAGGAAUGUCAACGACAGAUGCUCAAAUUGAAGUCUCCGGCACAGAAAUCGGCAGCAAAAGGAAGUAUUAUUGCGAUUAAGCCUGGAUCCAAAGCCAAGCCAACAAAAAAGACUGUGGGCAGCAAGGCAGAACCACCUGCUGCUAACCGGGGGCCUUCUAUCCAAGGCCCGGCUACCAGAGACCCUGCUAACCAAGGGCCGGCCAGUAAGACGCAAGCUUUGCGAGGCCCGCCGCCUCUAAAACCAUUUCCGGGCGCAGCUCGCAGCGCUAGCUCAGGAACUAUAGCGGCACCAAGCUUAACUUGUACGGCCAACCCGAAUGUGUUUAUAAUUAAUCAAGCCCCGCAUAUGGAGGAGAGCAUUCUGCCCGACUCAAACAACGUGGUGGCACCCAUGGAGGCGGAAAUCAAGGGUGAACUAGAUGACUGCAUUGAGGCGAUUACAUAACGACACAGCAAAUCUUGAAUUAUAUUGAAAGUAUUUUAAGUUACUUUAACAAAGUUAAAAGCUAAUAAUUAAUUGUUUCGUUGAACGCAAGACCAGAAUUUGGUAAUUCUAUAAUGAAGAAUUUGUUAAACCAUUCGCACCAUUGUGUAAUAUGUAUUUCGGGAAAUAAAUGGAUAAUGUAGAAUUUA